UUAUUAAAAACUGCUUUCAUAUGGACAAGACCAUUUUUUUUUUUGAGGGACCAGCUUUUGAUGUUUUAAAAGUUUAGGAUGGAAAGUUCCACUUAGGAAACAAUUUAGGGACGAAAAAUACAAGUUUUCCGAUUUCAAUAAUAUAAGUUAUCUUUAUAGAAUACAAUUUGGUUGUUAUGCUUAAUUUGUUAGUUGGAUAGCUGAACUGAUUGAUCUUCAUCUUGUUUAAACAUGGAUAUCUAGGAGACAAUGCUAAAAUUUUAUGACAUAUUCGGCCAUCUGGCGAAUGUUCUAAGAAAAGAUAGUGUUUCGGACUUCCUCAACCUCUUCAAAAAGUAUAGGGGGCACUUGGUUGCUGGAUAUGUCGUCACCCCACAAACCCUUGACCUGAUUAUUACAGAGAAUGCCCUGCGCUGUGCUAAGUUUGUUUUGGAGGGGAAGGAGCCUAAGCUCCGUGGGAUGUGCGCCAACCCCAACUACAUGACCAGCCUCGGGUACUUCCCCCUCCACCGAACUGCCCAGACAUUCUCCGCCGACAUGGUUAAGAUACUACUCCGCCAUGGUGCAUUGGCUAAUCUACGCACCUCAGGUGAAAGAAUCAUCGAGGGCCUCCUGCCACUCCAUGUUGCCAUCGAGGACACUUGCCAGCAUAAGUAUCUGGAGGAUAAUCUAUUAGCUGACGAGAGCUACAGGAAGGGGUAUGUCGAGUACAUCUACAAGCUCAUACAUCUGCUUUGCCUGCCUGAGAUGAAGAUCUUCUUGGACACCAUUAGAUUGCUUGCAGCUCACACGGAUAAUGUUGCUGCUGAGCUCUGGAAUUACAUCGAGCAUGGGAAGAUUGUCCCUGCAGCUAUUCUUCUCCUUGCAGCUCAAAGGCGAUUCCGUAAGCUCAAUGGUUUUGAUACGAUCAAGAACCGUAUUGAUGAUUCUAUAUUGUCCAUGAUAAGGGAGGGGUGUGGAUUGCAAAUUGGUAAAUAUACCAAGGCAGCAAAGCAGCGGAAGGAGAAGGAAUUACGUUUCUAUAAUGCAUUAUUCCUUGUUAGGAUACUUCUGAAAUCUGGGGAAGCUCUUGAUGCAUAUAUUCAAACUCAUUCAGAGGCAUCAUCACAUCAGGAGGUCCAUGGAAAAGUUUCAGCAAUUCUUCAGAAUUAUGAUGUUGGUCCUCUUGGAAAAGGAAUUUGUGUUGAAGAGCUUAAAUGCCGCCCAUAUGACUGCAGAGUGCCCCAUAGUGUAUUACAUGGACAUGGUGCGUGUGCAUUGCAGAACAUGGGGACACAGAUUUCACCAAGGCAACCACAGGAUCACCAACUCUGGAUGCCAAGGCAAAAAAAGUAAAGGAUAUCUGAACUUCAUUGCCUUCAGAGUUUUCUAUUUCUUAUUUUGCUGCAUGCUGGAUAUCUGUUUUUUACGAAUUCAGUAUUUUAUGUUUUCAUUUAUUUCUGCUGUUUCCAUGCUGAUACUGAGGGGAUGAAGUCUUCAUAUGUUAGAGGAAGAGCUAACAUGUACAAAUUCAUGAGUUCUUUAAUGUCUAGAGCUGAGACACUCUUCUUUUGUUUUCUCUGAAGACAAAUGAUUUUGUGCAAAUGAUCUGUCUGCUUGGUGUCGUCAACGCAUAUCCUCUUCUUAUACCAAUUUUGUAGUCUGAAUCAAUCAGAAGAGUCAAAGGACAAUCUGGCCUGGGGUGUUUAAUUUUCUUGCAUUGGCAAUGACCUGUCGAGAUUAAGAAAGAAAACUCGACCAAGACUCUGUUUUUCAGUUGAUUGUUCUUACAUAGUAAUGCUUAUGCACGUCGAAAUAAGCACCGUGUUAUCAACACUGAUAUCUCCAUCAUUUAUGUGUUAAACAGGCUGUGAGAAGGAAACCACGCAGAGGAGAAGACCUCUGGUACGCAAGGGACCAGUUCAUACCGAUAUGGAGGUCGGUGCUUAGUGCGCGGUAUAUCACGAGAAUCAUUCCAUCCUAUGUGCCGAAGAAAGAGUUUGCAGAUCUUCAGCCUCAAACUCAAAUCCAGCUUGGCUUGUUGGAGAGAAGGUAUAUUUUCUACAAUCCAUUCUCCGCAAGCAACUGCCGAUCAACCAGAAGGGGAUUUGGGCCCGACGUGUCAACUCUCCUGAAGACGCUGAAGCGAGUCAUGUGACGAUCGAGCACUGGCGAGAAGGUAUAAUAGUUUUACUUGUUAGUUGAAGCUUCUGGACACACUCUAGAUGGGAAUGGAAGGAGUUGAGGCACCCGAUCAUCCCCUGGAAGAUUUCAGUUAUCUACUGUAUUUCGGUGUUGGGGGUCGUUAGCAUGAACUGAACUAAUGCUUAAUAGGUUGUGCUUCAGCCAUGAAUGCUUGAUCAAUUGCCAUGAUCAGUGAUGGAACUGUGCUUGGAUGUCUUGACUGUCACUGUCUAUCUAAAACAGCUGUUAGUUGUUUAAGUGGAAAUAUGAGUAUGUUUCUGAGGCUUGUCAUGACCUGAUAAGUUGUGAAACAUAUGCCCGUUUUAGCUUGAA
This is a messenger RNA of Triticum aestivum (bread wheat), 2496 nucleotides long. RefSeq lists its product as uncharacterized. Gene Ontology annotation, molecular function: protein binding. Gene Ontology annotation, biological process: positive regulation of protein catabolic process; protein ubiquitination. Bases 250 to 1335 code for a protein of 361 amino acids. The transcript has 5 exons. NCBI's taxonomy places the organism in Eukaryota, Viridiplantae, Streptophyta, Magnoliopsida, Poales, Poaceae. The record is from RefSeq and is a predicted model, not a curated record.